GCCUCUUCCGGAGAAACCCUGCAACCCUUCCUUCACCAUCGAGACUCAAGAGCCUCCUCCAUCUCUACGCUCAACUCACCAACUCACCUCCGCCGCCCCACCCCGCCGACCGCGAGCGUUCGAAUCAGCAAUCAUGGCUGCCGUGCGAUCGAUAUACUCCAAAGCUGGGCUUUUCUCCGGCAAAGGCAGAGUCGGCGUCGUACAGGAUGUGCUGAAGCCGUUGUUCGGAUCCUCACGGCCAAUGGCCACGGAGGCCGCCUUCAACCACGUCCGAAUCAUCCCCGCCGAGCCUCCGGCGCCUGUUCCCUUCGCGAUCCGAAAAGCACCCACGGUCCUCGCGACACUACACGAGUUCCCGUCGAUGGAGCCCGCGCGCUUCGAGCAAUUCCCGAGCACCUUCCUCCACGCCCCGUUGCGCCGCGACAUCCUUCACAAAGCGAUCGUCUACGAGGGAGACGCCCACCGUUGGGGCCGCGCAAAGGUCAAGACCCGUGGCGAUGUCCACGGUAGUAGCCGCAAGAUCCGGCCGCAGAAGGGAACAGGUAAGGCGCGUCUCGGUGAUAAGAAGUCGCCCAUGCUGCGUGGUGGAGGUGUGGCCCACGGCCCGCAUCCUAGGGACUUUUCCAGUGACCUGCCGAGGAAGAUUUACGAUCUGGCUUGGAGGACGGCGUUGAGCUACCGGUAUCGCCGUGGAGAGUUGUUUGUGGUCGGCAAUGAGUUGGAGAUAGGACUGCCGGAUGCGGGGCUUGCUGCGGCCAUCUUCAAAGUCCAUGACUGGGGACAUGAUGCUUCGCGCUCGCUCUUGAUUACUGCUGAGCUUAGGCCGAAUAUGGAGGAUGCUAUGAAGGUUUUGGGUGCGGAGGGGAGGGUUCUGACGGCGGAUCAGGUCGAUGUGAAGGAUCUCCUGGAGACUGGAAGGGUCAUCAUCGAACGGGAGGCAUUGGCAUGGUUUGAGCAAGAGCACGGCAUCGAUGCUGCAUAAGAUGGAUAACCAAACAGGAGAAUAGACCAAAAUGUAUAUUUAUGUACGAUAUAGAAAUAGCAUGAAUAUCGGCCGUGAC
This is a messenger RNA of Tricharina praecox, 1061 nucleotides long. RefSeq names its product ribosomal protein L4 domain-containing protein. Gene Ontology annotation, molecular function: structural constituent of ribosome. NCBI's taxonomy places the organism in Eukaryota, Fungi, Ascomycota, Pezizomycetes, Pezizales, Pyronemataceae. Gene Ontology annotation, biological process: translation. The transcript is spliced from 4 exons. The record is from RefSeq and is a predicted model, not a curated record. Bases 134 to 982 code for a protein of 282 amino acids. Gene Ontology annotation, cellular component: ribosome.